This is a messenger RNA of Betta splendens (Siamese fighting fish), 1242 nucleotides long. Its product is annotated as prohibitin-2-like. Bases 99 to 1019 code for a protein of 306 amino acids. NCBI's taxonomy places the organism in Eukaryota, Metazoa, Chordata, Actinopteri, Anabantiformes, Osphronemidae. Gene Ontology annotation, biological process: mitochondrion organization. Gene Ontology annotation, cellular component: mitochondrion; membrane. The record is from RefSeq and is a predicted model, not a curated record. The transcript has 10 exons.
UGUGGUUCCACAAAAUUAUUUUAGGACUACAUGUACCAGCAGACUUUGCGGUGUGGCGUUUUUCGACGUGACCUUGGUUAAGCUUGACGUCAACAACCAUGGCGAACAACGAGCCGAAUCACUUCAUCCAGACUCUGAGGAAUAUGGCAGCUCGGUUUUCUUCGUCUGGUGGCAAAGGGGCAGGGUUAGGACUAAAGCUAAUGGUCGGAGCUGGUGCUUUGGCGUAUGGUGUUAGAGAAGCUACCUACACAGUUGAGGGUGGUCAAAGGGCCGUCAUCUUCAACAGGAUUGGAGGAAUGCAGAUGGACACUGUAUUAGCCGAGGGGCUGCAUUUCAGGAUUCCUUGGUUCCAGUACCCUGUCAUCUAUGACAUCAGAGCCAAACCCAGGAAGAUCUCAUCUUUGACUGGCAGCAAAGAUCUGCAGAUGGUGAACAUAGGAGUACGAGUGCUGUCCAGGCCUAUGGCAUCAAAACUGCCAGUGAUGUACCAACAGCUGGGGAAAGAUUAUGAUGAGAGAGUCUUGCCCUCCAUAGUCAAUGAGGUUCUCAAGUCUGUUGUGGCGAAGUUUAAUGCUUCACAGCUCAUCACACAGAGAGCACAGGUGUCCCUGCUAGUGCGCAGGGAGCUCUUUGAAAGAGCCAAAGACUUCAACAUCAUUCUUGAUGAUGUAUCCAUUACUGAGCUGAGUUUCAGUAGCCAGUACACCGCUGCUGUGGAAGCCAAGCAAGUUGCCCAACAGGAGGCCCAGAGAGCCCAGUUCUACGUGGAGAAGGCCAAGCAGGAUCAAAGACAGAAGAUCAUUCAGGCUGAAGGAGAAGCAGAAGCUGCUAAAAUGUUGGGGCAAGCAGUGACUAAGAACCCAGGUUACCUGAAGCUGAGGCGAAUUAGAGCAGCACAAAACAUUGCUAAGACGGUGGCGUCAUCACAGAACAAGGUGUAUCUGAAUGCAGACAGUUUGGUCCUUAACCUACAAGACCAGAUGUUUUUUAACAAUUUAUCACUGGGGAAAAAGAAAUGAUCAAGUCCUCCUCAUCUGGACACUCACAUUACGAUGUAGUGAAUCAAUGCACAGCAAAUACAGUAUUCCAGAAAAAAAAAUUGUUUUUGCUCUCUGAUCUGUAUUUACCUUUUUUUUGUUUAUUAAAUUAAUGGCAGUGGAACAAAAUAGUGCUCUUAUUUUCACUUCAAUUAAAUCAGUACAGUGAUGUGUAUGUCCAAUAAACUACAAUAUCAACAAGCAA